Molecule: messenger RNA, 771 nt
Organism: Lathyrus oleraceus (garden pea)
Lineage: Eukaryota; Viridiplantae; Streptophyta; Magnoliopsida; Fabales; Fabaceae
Exons: 1
Coding region: 1-771 (256 amino acids)
Source: RefSeq, a predicted model, not a curated record
AUGUCUAGGGAAUGUCCUCAGAAUAAGGCCCAGAUGCAGGGAAAGAGUAUCGAUCAGGUUUAUAUGUUGGGCACAAAGGAGGCUAAAAGAAACAGUGCCUUAAUUGUUGGUACUUGUCUCGUCAAUAAUCAUCCUUGUUUUGUAUUGUUUGAUUGUGGGCCGACACACUCUUUUAUAUCAAUUCAGUGCUUGAAGCGUCUUGGCUUGCAAGCAAUUCCCUUGUCUCCUCCUAUGGUGGUUACUACCGCCGUGGAUGAUGUGGUUGAGACAUCGUUGAUUUGUGAAAAUUGUUCGCUCUCGGUGAAUGGUAGAAUUUUCUGGAUUGAUCUUAUUUGUUUACCACUUAAGAAGGUUGAUGUGGUUUUGGGGAUAGAUUGGAUUUCCGCCAAUUCGGUGUUUAUUGGAUGUGAAGAGAAGUUGAUUAUCAUUCCAUCUAGUGAAGCUACUCCAAAGGAUGUCCUGACUACUAUCUUGGAAGGUACGAUUGGCAUGGUUAAUUUCUUAUUUGAGAAUGAAAAGUCAGCUCUCUUGGUUCUUACCAAGGAAUCUAGCGAUAAUCUGAGUGUUACCCAAAUCCCUAUUGUUUGUGAAUUUCCAGAAGUUUUUCCUGAGGAUGUCACCUCUCUUCCUCCUGAAAGGGAAGUGGAAUUCUCUAUUGAUUUGAUACCUGGGACGACUCCAAUCUCUAUUUCUCUGUAUCGCAGGGCGCCACUCGAGUUGAGAGAGUUGAAGAAUCAAUUGGAAGAGUUGUUAACCAAGCAUUUCAUCUGA